UUUGUACUUUGUGUAAGCUAAAGUUGAAAGGUUAUGUUAGCUGAUUCAUGUGAAUUAUUUAGUAACUUAACUUAUUUAGGAUACAAUACGUGAACCCUUCUUGUGGUUGAUCAUAAAAAUGGGUUGCUUUUACAUUUGAUUAUCCAAAACAUUUCUUAUACAUGAUUUAAAAUCAUUACAACUUUAAAUGAGUUUCAACUUUGUAAAUCCCAAGGUGCAUAACAAAUGUUGUUCUAGUGAUUUGAUAUUCAUCUUCGUUGAUGAGUGUAGUUAACGCCCGAGGUAAAAAUCUUGAUGUGAGUAGGCCUACAAUUACAAAUUGAUUUUCAACUAUUGGUGCAUUAUGGAAUGUGAUUUGGAAAGACUUACGAUUAAACAGAAAAUAAAAGAGCUAAUGAAAUGGCAAGAAACUCAAGAGAAAUCGUUUCAUAACCAAUCUUCUGAAUCUUCCAGUGCUGAUAAUGAUAAAUUUCAUAUUGACAGUAAAUUAGAGGACGAUCAGUCAUCUGGUAGAAUUAUGGAAAGCUACGAUAAAUUUCUUCCUUCAAAUAUAGAAGUAGUAAAUGAUAAAUUUAGCAAUAAUGAUGUUGCAAUUACUAUCAAAGCCAAGAAACCUUUUCUUAGAAAAGGAGCUGGUUUAGCCCGAUACAAAAUGACUCAUAAUACAGUUUCUUCCAACAGGCCUAAAUCAAGGCAAACUAAUGCUGCAAAAUCAGAUUAUUCUAAUAAUAAGCCUGUAACAAAAUCAAAGACAUGUAAUCAGACUAUUCCUGAUGACUUAGGAACCAAUUCAAGAAAAAUGAAGGUGACAAAAUCUAAUUUUUGUACUUCUGAUGAGAUUGAAAGUAAAUCCAGUGGAAUGCAGGUGGCAGUACCUAACAAACUAGAAGAUGUCACCAAGUGGGCAGAUGUUCUUCAAAAACAAUCUGAAAUGUCUAGUCGAGAAGCUGAUGAACUGAGGAUAUUUGAAAUGCUGGAAGAAAAGGCGGCUGAAUCAAGCUUUUGUUCCUCGUCGUCUAUUGUUGCAAAAUUUAUGGAAUUGACUGUUAGAUCUACUCCCAAGAAAAAUAAAAAUAAUAAAGUCGGUAUUACAUGUUCCGAGACGUUGAAAGUAGUCGACCUGGCAUGUCCAGUGAAUGGGGAGUGCUAUUCGAGCAGCGAUGGUGAAUCUGAUUUUGCCUCUUCAGAUUGUGAUUCAGAAAAGUCAUCCUGCUCUUUGACCAGUGAAGGUCGUAUGAUUCUCUCUUUAAUCGACAAGUACAGAGAAUUUGCUCUUCUAGACGGAGAUCUCGGUUCUAACUCAUUUUCAAACAUCUCUGAUAAUAAUGUGAAUGACUUCUUCCAUAGGACUAAUCGUGCGGAAACUCCAGUAAAGAUACGUGAAAUCAAGGAAAAUGAAACAUGUGACAGGGAGGUAGAACCUAAUAACGAUGCUUCACAAUCCUUAGAUGAUAUUGAUGAAGAAGUUAAUGAAACACUACUUGAUCCAAGCAAGAAUGAAGAUUUAAAAGCGACGAGCUCAAUUACUCCUGCAGUAGAUAAAUGUAGUUCAACAAAUAUGACAACUAAUGACAAUUUAAACAAGAAUGGGAAUACCAAUCCAACAAAAAUGACUCAUAGGCCUAAUGAAAAUUCAAAUGACACAGAUUCGGUCAUGGAUGGAUCAGUUCCAUAUGGUGUGGGGCUCAUCAAUGGCGCUUGUAACUUACAGUCUUAUAUGAAAAAGAUACAAGAAGAAUUGAAGAACUUGGAAAAUGAAACAGAACGAGUGCGACAAGUGAGAGGGAGGUAUGAGGAGGAGUACAGGAAAUUCAAGAGAGAGAAAGAAACUUUUUUAAGGACUCAUGAAAACGAACGACGUCUCUUUGAAAUUGAAAUAGAAGAAGAGAAGAAGAAGCUGCAAAAGGAAAGAACAGUCUUUGAGAGACACUCGAAACCACUUAGAAGUAAACCAGCUCUUGCUCUUGAAAACGAGAUAAAAAUGUUGCAGGAAAAAGUUCUGAAACUCCAGGAUGAACUGAAAGAGAAGCAAAAGAAUUGGGCUAUAUCUCAAUCCUCUGUCAGAUCUCAACUGCACAGUUUAGUGGAAGCGAACAAAACCCUGCGUCAAGAAAUGAUUGAAAUGAAAGAUAGAGAAAAGAAACUACUGGAAAAAGAGAAAAAAAACAGAAUUCAUAGUUAUAGACAAAAAUCACAAUUUAAGAAUGUGAACGAUCAUUUGGAAGCUGUUAAUGAAUCCGAUUUUGAGCCACCAGCGGUUGUAGAAUGUAUCAGCUCAAAUACUGCUCCUAAGACAAAUGUGCGAGUGAUGAAAAAUGUGGAAAAAUCCUGUGAUAAGAACGAUAACGUCAACGAAGAUCACUUAUUCCCACCUGAGAAACCUUUAAAAAUUCUUCAUCCAAACGGUGACAUUCAAAUAACUUAUGAUGAUGGAACAAAUCACUACUACUUCAAGGAAUCACAUGUUUGGCAUAAAAAGUACUGUGAUGGCUUGGAGUUGGUUGUAUUUGAUGAUGGACAAAUUGAGAUUAAUUUCGAAGAUGGAACAAGAGAGGUGCUUUAUACCAACGGGUGCCGUAAACUAUUCGUGACUGGUGGUGACGAAUUAUGGUGCUACAAAAACGGUGACCAUGUAAUAGUGAAAAAAAGCGGUGAUAGAGUUUUGGCUUUUGCAUCGGGUGAAGUUGAAAUUCACCGAAAAGAUUAUAAACUGAAACAAUAUCCUGAUAGCUCUUGCAAGUAUUUGUUUGCGAACGGUGUAACUGAGACUAGGUAUGCGGAUGGAAGGGUUCGGGUGAAAGACAAGGAGGGUAAUUUAUUGAAGGACAAUAAACAGGAUCUCACUCAACAAUGUAUGAAACUACUUGACAAAGUGAUGACUAAUUCAUCAUGAACUCUUGAUGAAUUAUUCCAUGGCUGUGAUAAACAUAUAAAAUACUAGUUCUAGUCUCCCCGAAAAUAAUUAGGUGAUUUUGAAUUGACAAACUAUCAUCCUUGAAGUAAUUAUUUGUUCAUCAAAUUUAAAAAUUCAAUUGAGUAUUAGCCUUCCAUUAUCUUCGAUUCAAAACGGUGGUGUUUAAUAGCUUAUCAAUUCAUAAUAAACUUCAAAAGCAAGUGUCAACAUCGGAAACUAUCCAUAUU
Molecule: messenger RNA, 3141 nt
Organism: Nilaparvata lugens (brown planthopper)
Lineage: Eukaryota; Metazoa; Arthropoda; Insecta; Hemiptera; Delphacidae
Gene: Sas-4
Product: centromere protein J
Exons: 1
Coding region: 344-2893 (849 amino acids)
Biological process (GO): centriole elongation; cilium assembly
Cellular component (GO): centrosome; nucleus; centriole
Molecular function (GO): tubulin binding
Source: RefSeq, a predicted model, not a curated record